This is a messenger RNA of Seminavis robusta, 2517 nucleotides long. NCBI's taxonomy places the organism in Eukaryota, Bacillariophyta, Bacillariophyceae, Naviculales, Naviculaceae. The record is from the annotation of a GenBank genome assembly.
AUGGAAAUGGCAGAAGAGGCAUUGUGGCAAAGAGUGCGCUCGACAAACAGAAGGUCAUACAACACAAUAUCAUUCAAUAUUGUGUUGAAUGGAUGGGCCAGACAAAGAUCCAAAUACGCAGCACAACGAGCUGAUGAACUGCUACAUAAACUCUUGGAAUUGCAGCAGCAGCCAUCACAGUACCAUCUUCAGGCAGACACGUACUCGUAUGGGGCCGUGCUGAAUGCCUACGCCAAGAGCCAAGGUGGAAAAAUGGCGGCUUUGAGAGCCGAAGAAUUGCUCCUACAAAUGCAGGCUUCCAUGGUUCCCUCAUCAUCAUCCAAACAAGCAACAAUCAAGACUGAUGUUUGUCACAAUGCGGUAGUGGAUGCUUGGGCCGUCAGUGGGGAUCCACAGGCCGGAAGUCGAGCCGAGAGUAUUCUUCGCAAACUUGAUCAGCCAUCCAGAGUGACCUACAAUGCCUGUAUCAAGGCAUAUGCGCGUGCCCAUGCACCCACCCAAGCACAGCGAUUGCUCGAGGAAAUGAAGGCCAGCAAUAAUACAGACCUGGAACCCGACAAAAUUUCCAUUUCCACCUGUAUUGAUGCAUGGUCCAAAUCCCCAUCCACCGAAAACCUGACUUUGGCGGCACUGCAGGCCGAGAAACUACUCUACCAAAUGGAACAGGAUUACGAGCAGUUGCUCUUGGAGAGAAACGCCACGACCACGACAACAAACCAUCAAACUGUUCGUAGAUCUUUUUCCACCACAAAAAGACAAAACGAACGACAGCAACAUUCAGUAUUACAUGCCAGUUCUAAGCAACCCGAUAUUGUCACGUACACGGCGGUUCUGAAUGCAUAUGCACGAGCAGGAUGGCCCGGAGCUGCGGAAAAGGCAAUGCAAUUGAUUCGACGAAUAGAAAAGUAUUCAAACGACAAACCAAAUGCACCCUUUUUCAAUACAAUGAUCAAUUUGUUGGCAAAGAGUAUUUCGGCACGGCCCUACCUAACAUUCAAUAACAAGUCCUCCUUGACUCCACAGCAAGUGGCAGAAGUCAUUCUUCGUCACAUGAAAAAACAAUAUGCAGAGACUGGUAACAGGGAUAUCCGCCCCUGCAAGAUUACUUACACUGCAGCAAUUUCUGUUUAUGCAAGCCAUUACAAACAUGGUGUGGCGGCGGCUAAACGCACUGAGGAACUGUUACACGAACUGGAGCAUCUGUACAACACGACAAACUUUGAUCAUUACUUGCCCAACACCAAGACGUUUGGGGCCGUGUUGAGCGUAUGGGCCAAGGCUGCAUCCACCACACGCCAUGAAAACGACGACGCAGUCUCGGCAGAAUGGCUGUGGCACCGAUCCGAGUCUCUUCUGGAGAGGAUGGAAUCUUUGUACAAACGUACACAGGGGCGAUAUGAGGAGCUCAAGCCUACAUCCAUUCUGUUUAGUCAAAUAUUUCGAAUUCUGGCAAACGGGCAAGAUCCUCAUGCUGCCACUCGUGGGCUCAAGCUCAUGAAGAGAAUGAAAGCCAUGAAAGCUGACAAGAACAACAGUGGAUUCGGGGAUCAAAUACACUUGGACAGCACCAUGUAUGCAUACUUAGUGGUGACAUUUACCAAAUCAAAAGUGGAAAACUCUGUGGAAUUGGCAACUCAAAUACUGCAGGAAGUGGAAGAAGGCUACAAAGCGGGCAUGGGAAAUCUCAAGCCAACAAGUCUGUUGUACAGUGCAGUUCUUCAGGCAUACGCCAAGAGUUCAUCCAAAGAAGGGGCAAGAUUGGCAGAACAUUUGCUCGAAAGAACAAAGGAAAUGUACAAACUGGGGAAGAUCUAUGCAAAGCCAACAACUUUGUUCUACAAUGCGGUUGUGGAUGCCCAUGCCCGAUCCAAUGGGGGGAUAGAAGCUGCCGAACGAGCUGAAGCGCUCUUGCAGGAGAUGGAACAACGCGGACGAGCGGGUGACUCGGAACUGCGUCUCACGACGAGAAGUUUCAACGCUGCCAUUUUGGCGUGGAAGAACAGCAAUGCCACGGACGCGCCCCAACGAGCUGAGGCGCUACUUGGGAAGAUGAGUGAAAAGUACAAGGCCGGAGACGAACGCUGCCGGCCUGACCGGGUGACAAUCAACUCCAUCAUUGGCGUCUGGGCCUCACAGAGCCCUUAUCAAGCGGACUCCGCAGAGCGAGCGGAGAAGUAUUUGAACUUCAUGGAGAGCCUCCAGAAAUCAGGUGAUCCGAUUAUUAAGCCAGAUCGAUACAGCUACAACACUGUAAUCGAUGCCUACUCCAAGAGUCCAAAAAGUGGAGCUGCAAGGCGUGCUCAGGAUCUCUACGAACGGAUGAAAUCCAUGGUUGACGAAGAAGGAGCAAAGGAUCUGCGACCUGAUCUCAUCACGCUCACUUCGCUGAGGUAUGCUUGGAUGGCCAGCAACGAUGCGGAUGCUGACGUUCGUAGUCGGCACAUUGGAAGCUUGAUUCUUCAGGAAGUGGGCCGACAAAAGAAGCUGAAAGUUGCUAGUGCUUCCACAUUCAGCUAA